Pseudogymnoascus destructans is the source of this 810-nucleotide messenger RNA. It is a transcript of the gene FMN1, whose product is annotated as riboflavin kinase. NCBI's taxonomy places the organism in Eukaryota, Fungi, Ascomycota, Leotiomycetes, Thelebolales, Thelebolaceae. The transcript has 3 exons. Gene Ontology annotation, biological process: FMN biosynthetic process; riboflavin biosynthetic process. Bases 143 to 736 code for a protein of 197 amino acids. Gene Ontology annotation, molecular function: riboflavin kinase activity. The record is from RefSeq and is a predicted model, not a curated record. Gene Ontology annotation, cellular component: mitochondrion.
CUCCUCCUAUACCCCCUCCCUACCGCAACACCCCAAUACCUCCUCCUAUACCCCCCCCUCCUACCGCAACACCCCAAUACCUCCUCCUAUACCCCCCCUCCUACCGCAACACCCCAAUACCUCCUCCCAAACACCCACAAAAAUGCCACCCGCAAUCAAAGAACCCCGCGCCACCAUCAUCGGCCCCGCCUCCGGCCCCGAAGCACCCUACCCCCUCCGCCUGCGCGGCGCGGUUGAGAAGGGUUUUGGGAGGGGUUCUAAACAACUCGGCAUCCCAACCGCCAACCUCCCCGUCACCUCCGCGCCCUGGAUCUCCACCGCCGACUCAGGCGUCUACUUCGGGUGGGCCUCCCUCCGACUCUCCUCCUCGCACCCUUCGCACCCCGCGAACGACAAGGAUGCCGAUGAAGACGCUGCGGAAUUAGUGCCGGAGGAGAGGAGGAAGGAGGGGUGGAGGGUCUUUCCUAUGGUGAUGUCGAUUGGGUAUAACCCGUUUUAUGGGAAUACUUUGCGGUCUGCUGAAGUCCACAUAAUGCACUCCUUCCCCGCCGAUUUCUACGGCUCCCAAAUGGCCCUGAGCAUCCUCGGCUACAUCCGCCCGGAAUACGAUUACGUCGAUAAGGAGAGCUUGGUCAAGGAUAUUAGGGAGGAUAUGGCGGUUGCGGAGAGGAGUCUGGAGAGGGAGGCGUGGAGGGAGAGGAGGGCGGAUGGGUGGUUGUGGGGGGAGGAGGAGUGAGGUGCUGGUUGGUGACGCGGGGGGUGUUUGGGGAGGGAACAGAUAUAGUUGGCUGGGUGGGAUGGGUUAUAAUC